UACUUCAUCCGGAAUGUACAAGACGCAUUUCCAGUCUGAGACUGCGGUUGUUUCAGCAUCUUGUGAAACAGGCAUGGAGACGGCAUGGAGACGCACAGCCAAAGCGCAUUUUAUCUGGACAUGUGUAGCGCUGCUCGUUGUUAUCAUUGCAUCGUGCUUGACAUAUGUCUUCAUGUCGAUGGUGCCGACAUGCCACAAAAUCAACAUCGUCAAUGCUUCUUCAAUCGAUCUGACAACCGCUGCGAUGGGACGUCAACCCUCUCGACAACAUUAUCUUUUUAAAGUUAAGAAAUGCAGUCAGGCAGAUAAUCAUCUGAUCUGGACUGACGAAUGGGAUGAAAACAAUUAUGAGAACAAUGAUAUAUUGGAUGACACCAAGAAGUGGAUAGUCAUAAAAGAGAAGGGUGUUUACCUGUUCUACAUGCAGGCCAACUUCCAGCUAAAUGCAACUUCAAUUCUACUUCAAACGAACAGCACCAAAGUGGACCUCAAACUUCGUGUGAUUUUCCAUUAUGGUGAAGGAACAGAGACAUUUGCAGCGGCACAUGACACUCAGACGGUGAGUGCCGGGAUGCAAGAUGCGAAGCUCAACACUUUCCUCAAGAUGGACUUGAACAUCAGCAGCAAAUUGUCAGUGCAAGCGUAUCCGUGUAACAUGGUGACCAAUAGCCCAAAACCCUUCUCCACCUACAUCACUCUCAUUAAAUGGUCAGAUGACUGGUAGAUUGUGGAGCAUGGGUGGGAAUGUUACAUUUAGGGCCUCACGUCCAGUUUUGACCAUGGUGACUAUUCUUGCAGUUUAUAUUCUUAAGUUGUAAAAUUUCAAUAUUCAUGAAGCAGUAUCGAGAUCAGCUGCUGCUCGUACUGUAUGACGCCUGAGAUCAUUCAGCUGUUGAACUAGGAAAUGCGCGUUGACAUUAACAACACUUGCGUAGGGGUUGUGAGACUUUCUUAGUGUUUUUUCCCUUUCAUUUCCUUUCGAAACAUGAAGAUCACAUCUCAUGAUCUUCUCAGAAGCAUGACACAUUUUCCCUUCAAGAGAUAUAUGAGAGUGAGUUUUGUUUUGUUGCAGUUUUUAAUGAGUCAAUAUGAAAAAAUGACAUGAUAUACUGUUUAUGAUCACUGACUCUGAAGAGACAUGUGAUAGUCGCCUGCAAAAUGUUUAUCACAAAACAGCAGUAAGCUAAUUCUAAGCAAGUAGUUUUCAGGUAAAUGCAUCCUGGUAUGUAACCAUAUAUUAUUUAAUCAUCGACAGCCGAAUGUAAAAUCGUCAAAUCACAUAGUGCCAAUUAUAAAACCGAUUAUUGUGCCAUAAAUGAGCUACAGAACUACACUUUAUUUACAUGUUACUUUCUAAAAAAAAAAAAAAAAAAUGCUUAAAAGGUCCUUCAUAGGGAUGCCAUAGAAGAACCAUUUCUUUACCUGUUUUAUAAUCUCUCUUUCACUAUGAAGAUCCUUUUUUGAUUUAGACUAUUAAAAUGAUUUUGAUCUAGACAGAAAUGGUUCUUUUAUGGCAUCGUGAAGCACCUUCAUUUUUAGGUGUGUAAAUCAAGAAAUUCAGACGUACUUCUCCACAUUGGAAUUCCAUCUGGAUGACAUCCAGAUCUUUGGUGUUUUCUAGGGAGUGGUGAAUUUUUUGAAAUACUGAUGCAUAUAUCGGUUAGCACUAGUGACAAAGCACUAGUGAGUUACACUAACCCAACUAAUUCAAUUAGUCAAGCAAGCCAUAUGAAGCUGAACAACAUUGAUUGAGAAUAAGACACUGGAAUGUUUUUUUUCAGCAGCUAUGUUUUUAUGCCAUAUAAUUUUAUAUUUAAAUGUUCAAAGUUAGCUGGUCAUAUUUAUGUAAGAAUUUAAAUGUAACAAUUUAUAUAACAAAAAAAACAAUAUAUUAACAUUUAUAUAAAAAUGCUGAAUUAAGUGAAUUCUGUUAAGAUGGAAAAUAUGUUUUGUAUUGCUUACACUGUAAAAUAUUUCUUUAAAAAUUACAGUAUUGCUGGGUAUUACUGGCAACUAGCUGCCAGUAACUUACUGUAGAUUUUACAUUUAUGUUAUUUACUCAGAACACUUUGUUCAAAGUUAAAUGAACAUGAAACUUUUUCAGUCUUUAUCUUCUACAGUAAGUUACUGGCAACCAGUUGCAUAAUUACAGCUAAUUUUUUACAGUGUAGUUUUGUUUUCAAAGCCUUGAGUGAAUAUAGUAGGAAAUUGUAUACCUUGUAUAUAAUUGUUCAUCCUGAGUGUCAAAAAGACUACUUUAUUACUGUUCUCAAAUAUAUAUUUAUAUUCUAUUUUAUUUUUUUAUUUAAACUAUUAAUAAUAAAUAAAAUUGGUCCCUCUGCUUUAAAUGUGUGUAAACAUCAUUAUUAAACUCAAGAAAAACAUUGUUUGCCUUAGAUAUUU
Molecule: messenger RNA, 2403 nt
Organism: Paramisgurnus dabryanus
Lineage: Eukaryota; Metazoa; Chordata; Actinopteri; Cypriniformes; Cobitidae
Biological process (GO): immune response
Cellular component (GO): membrane
Molecular function (GO): tumor necrosis factor receptor binding
Source: RefSeq, a predicted model, not a curated record